GCCGGGAUGGAGGCGGGGCUGGCGGCCGGGUCAGGAAGGAGGGAGAGAGCGAAGGGGCCGGGGAGGCGGACAGGGGAGCUUGGACAGGCUCUCCAGCCGCUGUUGGCUCCCGGAGGGAGCCGGCCAUGGAUGCCAAUACGCUGGAGCUGGACGCGGUGAAGUUCGCGCAACUGGCAGUGCAGCGGGACCAGAGUGGACGCUACCAGGAAGCCGUCUUCUACUACAAGGAAGCCGCACAAGCCUUGAUUUAUGCUGGGAUGGCAGGGUCGAACUUGGAAAACAUUCAAGAAAAAAUAAAUGAGUACUUGGAGAGAGUUCAAGCUCUCCAUUCAGCAGUUCAGUCACAGAACACGGAUCCUCUGAAGUCGAAACAGCAAUUGGACUUGGAGCGUGCUCACUUCCUAGUUACACAGGCUUUUGAUGAAGAUGAUAAAGGGAAUGCAGAAGAAGCUAUAGAGUUGUACACAGAAGCGGUGGAACUCUGUUUGAAAACAGCUACUGAAACUGCAGAAGCAGGCCUCCAGUCAAAACUGAAACAGCUGGCUCGACAAGCACUGGAUAGAGCAGAGGCACUGAAGGAAUCUGUGUCAAAGUCAUCUCAGAAGGAGAAGUCAACUGCAGCGAAACCAAAUCAGCCAGUGAGAACAUUCUUUCCAUUGGGACCAGAUUUUUCUUUAAACGAUAGACCACAGACAAUCAGAGCAGUACAGGCUAGUGAAUCUCAAGGUCAGAGAUACACUGCAGAGGAGAUUGAAGUACUCAGGAAGACUUCAAAAAUUAAUGGUAUUGAGUAUGUACCUUUCAUGAGUGUUGAUCUGAGAGAACGUUUUGCCUUCCCUAUGCCUUUCUCUGAUAAAUGUGGGAAGUUACCAUUAUCCCCUAAACAGAAAGCAAUGUUUGCCAAGUGGGUGCGACCAGAUGACAUAACAAAUAACCCUACAAUGAUAUACACUGUAUCAAGUUUCAGCAUAAAGCAGACAAUAGUGUCAGAUUGUUCUUUUGUGGCAUCACUAGCUAUCAGUGCAGCGUAUGAAAGAAGAUAUAACAAAAAAUUAAUCACCAGUAUAAUUUACCCCCAAAAUAAGAAGGGAGAACCAGAAUAUAAUCCAUGUGGCAAAUACAUGGUGAAGCUUCAUAUCAAUGGUGUACCCAGAAAGGUAAUCAUAGAUGACCAAUUACCUGUUGAUCACAGUGGAGAACUUCUCUGUUCUUAUUCUAACAAUAAGAAUGAAUUAUGGGUAUCUCUAAUAGAAAAAGCUUACAUGAAGGUCAUGGGAGGAUAUGAUUUUCCUGGAUCAAAUUCUAAUAUUGAUCUCCAUGCAUUGACUGGUUGGAUACCUGAAAGAAUUGCUAUGCACUCUGACAAUCAAGCUUUCAAUAAAGAUAGUACUUUCAGAAUGCUUUAUCAGAGAUUUCACAAGGGAGAUGUCCUUGUCACAACAGCAACAGGGGUGAUGUCUGAAGAGGAAGGUGAAAAGUGGGGUUUAGUUCCAACCCAUGCAUACGCAGUCUUGGAUAUAAGAGAAUAUAAGGGACUUCGAUUUCUUCAGUUGAAAAAUCCAUGGAGUCACUUGCGUUGGAAGGGGCGGUACAGUGAAAAUGACACAAGAAAUUGGACCCCAGAUUUACAAAAAUACUUGAAUUUUGAUCCCAGAACAGCCCAAAAAAUAGACAAUGGCAUUUUCUGGAUUUCCUGGGAGGACCUGUGCCAGUACUAUGAUGUCAUUUAUUUGAGUUGGAACCCAAGUCUUUUUAAAGAAUCUACAUGUAUUCACAGUACUUGGGAUGCAAAGCAGGGGCCAGUGAAGGAUGCCUACAGCCUGGCUAAUAAUCCUCAGUACAAGCUGGAGGUCCAGUGCCCACAAGGUGGUGCUGCUGUCUGGGUUCUUCUCAGCAGGCACAUCACAGAUAAGGAUGACUUUGCACACAAUCGGGAAUUCAUUACAAUGGUUGUAUACAAGACUGAUGGUAAAAAAGUUUACUAUCCAGCUGAUCCUCCUCCAUAUAUUGAUGGUAUUCGUAUCAACAGUCCUCAUUAUCUGACCAAGAUAAAGCUGACCUCUCCAGGGCCCCAUAUUUUUACCUUAGUGGUGUCCCAGUAUGAGAAACAAAACACUAUCCACUACACCAUCAGGGUGUAUUCCUUGUGCAAGUUCACCUUUUCCAAGAUUCCUACACCCUACACCAUUUCCAAACGGGUUAAUGGACAGUGGACAGGUCACAGUGCUGGAGGAUGUGGAAAUUUCAGAGACAGCUACAAAAAUAACCCUAUUUAUCAAUUCCAGCUGGACAAGAAUGGGCCAUUACUAAUUGAACUACGAGGACCAAGGCAAUACAGCGUUGGGUUUGAACUCAUCACAGUCUCAACAGCAGGAGAUCCUGGGUCCCAUGGCUUUCAGAAAAAGAGCAGUGGUGACUACAGGUGUGGAUUUUGCUACUUGGAAGUGGAGAACAUAUUUGCAGGAGUUUACAACAUCAUCCCCACCACAUUCCUGCCUCAUCAAGAGGGUCCUUUUUUCUUAGAUUUUAACAGUGUUACUACUUUGAAGGUGUCACAGCUGCAGUGAGGAGACAGAUGUGUGCAUUGCUGCUUAAAGAGGUGGUUUUGAUCUAUCCCACAGUCUGAGAUCAGAUGAAUAACUCUUACUACACAUAUGUGUAGAAGAAAACCAGUUGAAGUUAUAGUCAAAAGCAGGAAAUCACCAGCUGGCCAGUUUUAGAUUUUGCUGCUAUGUGAUUGGAGUGAGCAUUGUUCAACAGGCUUGUGAAUGGGCUAAAAUGCUUAUAUUUAAAUAAUAAGAGAACUCAAUUUAUUGCAGUCUUUCCACAGUUCAGAUGAAAUUCUAGUAAGCUAAGAGAAAAAUUCUGAAAUCCUCUUCUCACAAAAUACAAGGUACAUAGGUUUAAGAUUUUUAUUCUUAAAAGUAAACAUGAAAGAAAAAAUAUUCUUGUGUUAUUCUGCUUAUUCAGUCUCAGGACCAAAUAGCUUUUACUACAUAUUUGUGCUGCUAUCUUGAAUGUUGUCAGCAUUGAACUAGUUAUCAAAUCUAAAUGUAAAUUUACUACUAGUGAGCAGGUGUAGUAUUCCAGACUAAUGUGCUUGGCUUAUCUAGAAUAUGUAUAUAGGAAUAAAGGAAAAAGAAAAUUCCUGCUUUAGCUAUUUCUGAAAGCAAAGCAAUACUGUUAUUUCAUUGAUAUCUGUAUUACUUUAUACAUAAUAUUACAGCACAUGGUACUCUAUGGCUUUCUUCCUACCAGCUGUAAGACCUAGCUUGAUCCAGACCAGCAGUAAAUUCAGGAGGUGAAGCAGCAGCAAGGUACAGGCAGUGCAGCACACCCUUUGUUUAGCAGCUCUGGAAGGUUUUCAUCUAAAGCUGCACUGAAAGAUUCACUGUACCUACUGAAGCCCAUCUCAUUUCCUAGUGUGAGGAGGUUGGGAACUGCCCAGCAUCUGCAUCCAAGCAAAGAAAUAGGUUAUCCUUAACUUUUUUAUAAGGAUUCAGCUUGUAGGGGAAGGAUCAUUUUAAACCUCUCCCCCAAAUAAUCCACAGCUGAUCCCAUUAUGCAAGCCAUUUCUUAAAAUAUACCUUUUUCUUCUUUACCUUCUUUGGUGUUGAAACUAUUGAAUGAAUUAAGCACUUGGCCAGUGGGAUCAAUAUGCAUAGGGUCAGAGUUCUUCAGAAAAUAGUGGAAGGGGAUUAGUGCCAAACAAGAAUUUUUAGAAGCCUACUACUGUGCUCUUCUUCUAGACGACUUAUAUUUACAUUGUGUCUGAAGAGAAUUAAAGAUAGCCAAGUUGUAAUUUAAAUACUAACCACCUCACUGAUCCUAAAAAUUGGAUUUGUUUUUGUCCUUUUAUACGGGAUAGACUUUAAAUUCCACUAUAUUUGACAGCUGGGGAGAGGGUGUUUCUGAAAACAGCUGUAGGAAGGCCUUUGCCAUUCAGGUUGGUCUGGCUGUUUUCCAAGUAGAAAAGUAGCAUUGAAACCUUAUUUUAGAGCACAGGUGUGCCAUUUGGUCAGUGGGAGACUGAGCACACAUGCUAUGGGAGCAUCAGAAAUACUGAUAAAUCUUUUCCUGCAGAAGUUUGUUAUUAGCUUUCUCCAGAAAGUGCCAGAUACCUUUUGUUUCAUUUCAUUACCAGAUAGCCGCUUAACAAAUGUCAGGCUUUAAAAUGGCAUCGACAACACCCACCUCUCUGACUGCAGCUAUCUCAAAGACCACAUCUGGGCUAGGAAAUUUCUGACAAGUUGAUCUAUGUGUGACCUGGUUUUGCAGGGAAGUUUUGAUGAUUAAUUGUAACACAUCAACACAGGGAACAGCGUGAGCGAACAAGCUGAGGAUGAGGAACAAGAUGAGCAUGGGGAACAAGCUGAGCGAAGACAGAUUAGGUUCUUUGUGGUUAUCCUUGGCUUUUGGGAAUAUGCACCAAGGACUGCUUGAUCGCUGCCAAGAUACGAUUUCUUUCAACUUGCAUUUUUCAUACAGUGGUUUUAGCUUAGGGUAAACCAGGAUGACAAGGGAGUUCUGCAUAUAUUUUUAUCCCCUGUGAAGUUAGUUAGGAAGUCUCAACCAAGUGUUUUUUGAGACUACAGGAGGCAGAUGCCAAAGCUGCCAGCUUUCAUCCUAAGUUCUUGCACAUCCUUAGCUGUCUGAGAUCAAGCUGGUAGACUUGCCUACAGUAAAAUAUGUUGUUCUUCCUCUGUAGUUGGUGUCUGCUCUGCAGGAAGGGGCAUUUUUUUUUCUCCCUUACCCCCCCUCUGAAUACAAGCUAGUGCCAAAGUUUAUGCUGGAGGAAACAAACACAAGGCUCAGCUUCCAUACUGUGCUAAACUAAAGGCAGGGAAUGUGCUCACUUUGUUAAUGCCAGACAAAGGCAUUAAGGACAAGGGACCCUGUCCCCACCAGGAUACACCAAUACAUGCAGUACAGUCAGUGGAUUGGGCUGUAACUGCAUGGGAUCUUAGCAUGAGGCAAGUCCUAUUCACACACUGCACCUACAUAGGCUUGUUCAUUUUUCUUUUAAAAAAAUUAUAUAAGCACUUAAGAUUUGCUGUGGUAUUUUCUAUUAAAUAAAUCUAUAUUUUUUUCCACAAAUCUGAAAAAUUAUUGGAGAAUUAACUGAUUUCUGGAUUAUAACACAGCUGCAGCGCAAUAUAUAGGUUAAGCUUUUUCCCCCCUCCUGCACCAUUUAGCAUUUUUGAUCCAUAUGACAGAAUAUUAGCUGCUGAUGUAAGUAUGGAAAUGUUACACAGCAAGACUUUUAUUGGAGACCUGUGUGUGCAAAAAAAAUUGAUAUAGCUGCAUGAUAGCUCAGAUUGUAACAAAGGUAUGUCAUUCAUUGCUACUUCACUUCCAGUCAGACAGACCCUUAAGUCUUCUCUGCCUGUAAACACACAAUUCAAGCUUGCAAACAUUAAAAUUCAAAGCCUCAAUUAAAGAUACCACCAGGCACCCUGUCCUCCUAACUUGUUUGUCACAUAUCAUACAGGUCUGAGCUACUGCCCAAGCUACAGGACAAGGGGCAUAGCUGACAAAAUGGGAGCCAGUUGCUGUAAGGGGCUUUAAGAAGAUUUGCACUUUCUUUCUUUGACUCACUAAGGGAAGACUACUAUAAAGAAAUUAUUUUUAACUCUUUAUCAGUGGUGCAGAGGGAUAACUGGAGAUAGCCUCUUCAGGACUUUUGAUAUUUUCCUUACUUAUGCAAUGCAAAGCCCUUUCUGUGUUUUGUUUUUUUUUUUUUUAUCCUGCCUUAAGCUCCAUUCAAGACUCCACAAUGCUCCUGGUUGUAGCUGAUGGUGAGAGACCCCUGCAGACACAUACAUUCUUCAUUUUGUUUUGUUCAAGACACAGGUUAGGCCUUGGUUAAUCUGAUCCAUCAGUUCUCAAAGACUCAAGUGAGCAGCAGUACUUACCUGAGUGGCAUCAGCAGC
Calypte anna (Anna's hummingbird) is the source of this 5933-nucleotide messenger RNA. It is a transcript of the gene CAPN7, whose product is annotated as calpain 7. Gene Ontology annotation, biological process: proteolysis. The transcript has 21 exons. Gene Ontology annotation, molecular function: calcium-dependent cysteine-type endopeptidase activity. The record is from RefSeq and is a predicted model, not a curated record. Lineage: Eukaryota; Metazoa; Chordata; Aves; Apodiformes; Trochilidae. Bases 126 to 2567 code for a protein of 813 amino acids.